Messenger RNA from Platichthys flesus (European flounder), 5508 nucleotides. RefSeq names its product TSC complex subunit 1a (gene tsc1a). The coding region runs from base 76 to 3249 and encodes 1057 amino acids. Gene Ontology annotation, cellular component: TSC1-TSC2 complex. Gene Ontology annotation, biological process: negative regulation of TOR signaling; negative regulation of cell population proliferation; regulation of cell cycle. The transcript is spliced from 22 exons. The record is from RefSeq and is a predicted model, not a curated record. NCBI's taxonomy places the organism in Eukaryota, Metazoa, Chordata, Actinopteri, Pleuronectiformes, Pleuronectidae.
UGUCGGGUUCCCGGGGGCGGGGCCUGGUGUCAUGGCUGCGCCCUGUUCGGACAGACUCUUCGCGAGGUGUUGACGAUGUCCAAGGAGCAGGUGACUAUCAGUGAGCUCCUGCUCUCAUUGGACAGUUCAGAGCUGCAGGAGGCGGAGCAGGUGAGAGCGACAGUCAACCAGCAGCUGAGCUCAGACAGAGGAGGUGCGGUUCUCUCCUCUCUGGUGGAGUAUUACCUCGACUCCUCGUCUCCUCAGGCAGUUCUCCUCCUGUCGACCAUCAGAGAGCUUCACCACAAGCUGCUGCUGGAGAAGCUCCACGAGUCUCUGAACAGACCUGGAACCAGAUUGGCUGCUCUGACUCUGCUGGGUCACCUGAUCCGCAAGCAACCGCCAUGGGUUCAUCACAUCAGCCGCUCCCCCCUGCUGCCGUCACUGCUGCGCUACCUCAAGACAGACAGCGAUGUGGCCGUUCUCAUCACUGCAGUCCUGGUCCUCAUCACUCUAUUACCCAUGAUCCCUCAGGCCGGGAAACAGCACAUCUACGACUUCUUCGACGUGUUUGGACGCCUCGCAUCAUGGAGUUAUAAAAACCCUGGUCAUGUACCUGUGGUUCACCUGGUCCACCUUCAUGCAGGUGUGUACUCACUGUUCCACCGUCUGUACGGGAUGUUCCCCUGUAACUUCAUCUCCUACCUGAGGCUCCACUACAGCAUGAAGGAGAACCUGGACACCUUCCAGGAGAUCGUCAAGCCGAUGUUGGAACAUGUAAGGGUUCACCCUGAGUUGGUCACAGGGACUCAGGACUAUGAACUGGACCCGUCCAGGUGGAGGUGUUAUGAAGUCCAUGACAUCGUGAUCGAGUGUUCCAGAGUGUCUCUGGAUCCUCUGGAGUCGUCGUGUGAGGACGACAGCUUCUCCUCCCUCAGAGACCCCCCUUCCUCCCCCUCACCCAGACCCCCCCCUCUGUCCUCCCCCCUCCCCCCGCUCGACCUCACCUGCAUAGAUGGCGUCAGCAGCACAGGAAGCUCCACGAGUCCGGCUCUGCCUCAGUUGACCUUUGACACUUGCAUUCAGGCUGAUGAUGUCACAUGGAGCCCCUCCUCUCACUGUGGUUUGUCGACGCCCCCCCCUGAACCUGCUGCCACCGACUCCACCCACCCACCAAUCAGAACCGCAUCUUUCUCAGCUGUGGAAUGUCCUCCGUCUCCCACUGUCCCUGUGACAUCACUGAGCGAGUCCAACCAGGACGCAGCUCUGACUCCUCACGACAACCACCAGCGGAAGCAGCAGCCAAUCCCAGAGCUGGAGAGGUCAGCCAGUCAGCCAGUCACAGACAAGGAGGAGAGAGUUCAAAGUGAUGUCAUCACCAGCAGCGGAGACUCCACCCCCCCUCAGCACGUCCUCCUCACCUCUACCCCCAGCUGUGGCCAGUCAGACUCCUCCCUCCCCCGUCCUCCCCCCUCCAUCUCACUCUGCUUCACCCCACCAACCAGGUCGGAGGAGGGAGGCCUCUUCGAUCAGAGUCCUGCCUUCCCAUACGAACCCCUGUUUGAGCUGGCUCUGCCUCGAGCUGCCCAACUCUUCAUCGGAAGGAAGACUCAGGAGGUGCUGGAGAGAGCAGCAGGUCAGCAGGAGAGGGGGGGAGGUUGGGGAGGAGUGGAGGGAGAGGACAAGAAGCAGGAUCAGACCUCCGUCUCCCCUCUGGACGCUCUGGACCAGCUGAUCGUCCACGGACGAGACGCCCAUGAACGCCUGAGCAGCAGGUUGUCAGCAGUCAGUAGGUCGGUGGAUCGAAGUCAUUUUGGAGGUAAACAGCAAAGCAUGAAAACCAAAGGUGCGGUCGUGGGGGAGGAGCUUCAGUCACUGAGGAGUCAGCUGCUGCUGAUCCACGGUCAGCUUCAGUACGAACGUUUCAAACGGCAGCAGCACGCCAUCAGGAACCGGCGCCUGCUGCGGCGAGUCAUCAGCUCCACCGCGCUGGAGGAGCAGAGCAGCGCCAUGAGGGCUCAGCUGGGCGUUCAGGAUGAGGAGAUUCGUUCUAUGAAGUUGAGUCUUGAGGAAGAACAGAGACGUUACACACAACUGCAGCAGGACACACACGAACAAACCAACCAGCUGAACACACAGAUCCAACAACUGCUGCUGCAGCAACAGGACGAGCAGACACACAACCAGAGGCUGCAGAGCGACCUUCAGGAGUGUCAGAGCAGGCUGAGAAUUGUGGAGGCGGAGCUUCAGAGUGCCAAUAACAAGGCCAACAACUCUGAGCAUCAGCUGACCCAGCUGUCACUCAAGCUGAGCAGCAGUGAACAGUUGCAGCAGCAGAUCUUCUUGAUGAACCAGCAGCUCGUCCUCCUCAGAGAAACUAACAGAGCUCUGACCAAUCAGCUGGAGGGAGGAGGGGCCAGCCGUUUGACCGAGGCGUCCAUGCUGCAGUGCAGUGUGGGUAAAGAGUGCCAGCGUCUGAGGGACAGUGAUGUCCAGCAGAGGCAGAAGCUGGAGGCAGCCAAUCACAGGAUCCUGGAGCUUGAGAACCAGCUGGCCAGGAAAGAUCAGUUGAUCCAGGAUCAGAAGAAACUCCUGGAGGACACCAAGGCCCAGAACAGAGCGGAGUUGUCGGCCUGUGACAGCCGCUGCCUUGCUCUGCAGCGGGUCAGUCAGAACCUGCAGACGGAGAUGCUUCACCUCUACAGUCAGAUCCACCUGGAAACUCACAGUCGCCCUCAGGACGUCUGCGGCAGGCCCAAUGGCGGCAGUGUUGCUUUACCUGUUGCUCAGAGCAGCCUCAGGCCCCGCCCCUCCUCUUCUUCUGUUGGUAUAAUAAAUGGAGUGGUGUCCACCUCCCCCCUGCACCUCCCGUCCUGCUCCUCCUCCCCCCUCUCCCUCUCCCCCAUCGAGUCCCCCCUGGCCGUGGGAUCGUUCCUGGAGCAGAGAGCACGGCAGCUGUUCGGACCGACCAAUCACAGCCCGGAGGAGGAGGAGGAGGAGGAGGAGGAGGAGGCGGCGGCGGCGGUGGAGUAUGAGGAGGUUCAGUCGGAGACCCUUCUUCUGGAUCAUGAAGUGGAGGAGGCCACCCUCCUGUCAGAGAACCCUCAGAUGGUGCCUCCAAGCCUGGCUACAGCUCACAGCUUCACCACCUUCAAACCCGCGGUGCUCCCCCCAGGUCCUGCCCCCCCCGCAGACCUGACCCUCGCUGUUCGCCAGAGGAGACACGAGCUGAGCAUCAUGGACUACGACGAGACGCUGCCAGAGUACUGACGGAGGACUGGAGGCUGUCCUCAGAUCAGCAGCUGACCUGCUGACUGGUCUGUUUUCACAUCUGCCUUAAAAACACUGUGUCACAACCUUCUCCUGUUCGAAUGCUAAUCAGCCAAUAAGCUGACAGAGAUAAAAGAGGAUCAGUCGGAGUUUAACCUCCAGAGCACAAAUGAUUCUAUGAAAUGAUAAAUGUUCUAAAUCUCAGUCCAACUAAAGAACUGAAGCUAAGAUAGAAAUCAGAUGAAACUUAAUCAACACCUGUAGUUUGUUCUAAUGCCAACAUGAGGCUUUUAGUUCAAACUAAUUAAUGAGCAAGUUGAUGGAUUUUAAUUUAACAGAAGGAUAAAGAAAUAAGUUAAUGUUAGCAAAACAUGUAUGCCGAAUUAAUAAUUUACUCCGAUGUAAGAAUAUAUCCAUAAUCGUGUCAAGAUAUAAAACGAGUUAUAAAGAGACAUUAAAUUGAAGUGUGAAAUCUUAAAAACGAAGGAGCAGUCACAGCAGCUAAAUACAACAGAGCCGAUCACGUCAGUAAUUUGACUAAUCGGAUGUUUAAAGUCUCUCAGCUAACAUUAGCGUGCUAAUAUUCUCCCUCAGCACAUUGACUUGUGGAUUAACUUGCUCAUGCUCUGAUAGCUGUGCAGUUAUUGUGACUUUCCUGAGUCUGAACGUUCGAUCUUUAGAGUUUUGUUUUUGUCGUCAGGAAACAAUUAAUUAAACCAAAAAUAAGGGAAGUGGAGGUUUGUUUGAAUGAAGAAAGCAGGAGCUGUGCUCAUGUUCCAGCAUCAUCUCAACAUGAAACUGCCUUCCUCACAAACAUCAGUUGCAACACAGCAUCAAAACACUAUCAACCUUUUUACACCAAAAUUAGUGGUUAUAUAUUUCAGGGAAAAAAGCUCAUCACACGUUGCCACGGAUCAGGUUUGACUUCCUGUCUGGACUGACGCUGAGCUGCUCCAGUGACUGCUACGUCUCCUCUGGGCGGUUUGAAUCUGACCUCAGCAGACAUGCCCUAGCUAGCUAUUUAACAGAGACAGCAUCAUUAGCACAGCCUUGAAGUGCUGUGUAGACAAAGGUGCAUGUGGUUUAACAGCAGGAGUGCUCACAGUGUGUGUGCCUCAAAAAGACAUCUCAUGGAAACUGACCAAAGGUCUUUGUGUUUUAUUUGCGUCUGUGGCUACAGAGCUGAUAGAGAUCAGGGAGGACCAUGUGACACAGGCUGAAUGAUCCUGUUCACACUGAAGCAAAACAACUCAUGUCUGGGUUUAUUUUGUCCAGAGUGCAAAGACACAAAUAACUUCAACAACGAUAAUGAUGAAGACAUCAGGCCUGCUUUAGUCCCAGCCAGCUGCAGCAUCUGAAGUAUGAUUUAUGUUAGUUUCAUGCUCACUCAUAACACUGUCCACAGUUGAUCAUGGGGUUCCUCAGGGUUCUACUCUUGGUCUGUUAUAGUACUUCUUAUUUACAGAUGUAGCAGCAGACCUUCAUAAACAUAAUUAAAAGUUGAAAUGGAUAAAAACACCAGCGCCCGUGUGUUCGAGGCGCCGUGAUUCAUUUUGAAUCUCCUGGUCUGGACGUGAACAAACUGGUUCGAGGUUUAUUUUGAAGGAAGACACUUGUUUCAGUCUGUGGGGAGACUCAGCUGCAGGGGAAGUGAUGCAAUACAAAUUCUGCUUGAUUGUCUUUAUCCAUGUGUGUGUUUGUUAAACAGAAAAUGGAAAAUGUUGAUCACCAGCUCUCCAGCAGGUGUUUCACAAAGUGAUCCCACCUGUCACCUGCUGCAGAGCGGCGGAGUCACUCGCUCUCUGCUGGACCAUAAUGCAUCAAUAACACUUCUUCAUAUCCAGCAACAUUUACAGCCAGAAGAGGAAACUGUGACCGGCAGCUCGGGUUCACUUCAGGUUCAGGACGUGGUCAUUCCAGCUGAGCUGCUGCUUCCAGCCUUUAUGCUAAGCUAGGCUAGCCGUCUCAGAUACUGUGAAGCUACAGUGUUCUUCUGAUUAUCAGGUGUAACAUCUGAACGUGUUUGAACCUUGGUCUCCUUCAUCUAAUGUGAACAUGUGACCAGAUCUUCGUCACAAGCAAAGAGAAGUGAAACUGGUCCUUCAAAGUAAAGGCUGAUUUCAUCUCAUGACAAACGAAUGAAUUAUCUGAUUAUCUUUCUGUUUUCUCCUGUGAAACACAGGGGGCGCUGUUCUGUCAUCACCAGGUCGAAUAGACAAAUAUUAAACUGUGAACACUAAAAUAAAGAUUUAUUCAUAA